GCUCCACUAUGCUCAUGAUGAACCUUGUUAAAGAUGUACAACUAGAAAGCAGUUACGAGAGAUUUAGACCGUCGUCAACUGCGGUUGUUUUGCCUACUAUUUCCGAGGAGUUGGAGGUACUGGAAAAGACCGGGCAGACCUCACCAAUUUCCACCAAAACUGUCAAUUCUAAGGAGAGCAUUGAGAUGGAGGCUAGGAGACUGUCUAUUACGGCUAUACACAGUGCCUUUUCUGCCGCUGUAAUGGUAUCAGAGGGAGGUUGCCGAGCACGUGUAAAGCAGCUUGCCAGGUGCAAGAAAAUUACCCUGGGUGUGGCAUUUGGACUUCCUUUGCAAGAAAUCUGUUUAUCUUUCCUCAGUGCAAUUUGA
Saccostrea echinata is the source of this 368-nucleotide messenger RNA. RefSeq lists its product as uncharacterized. The transcript is spliced from 5 exons. The record is from RefSeq and is a predicted model, not a curated record. The coding region runs from base 9 to 368 and encodes 119 amino acids. Lineage: Eukaryota; Metazoa; Mollusca; Bivalvia; Ostreida; Ostreidae.